Messenger RNA from Oryza sativa Japonica Group (Japanese rice), 1579 nucleotides. Its product is annotated as carbohydrate-binding X8 domain-containing protein. The record is from RefSeq and is a predicted model, not a curated record. Lineage: Eukaryota; Viridiplantae; Streptophyta; Magnoliopsida; Poales; Poaceae.
UGGAUCAUCAUAGCAAAGCCAUCAUGAAAGCACCCCACAGAGAACAAAUUUCUCUUCUUUCACCUCCCAACUCACCCAACCUUUCUUUUUUACUUUCCUGCCACUUUUGCUUAAUCUAUUGCAUGCUGCUCACAAUUAUCUCGAAAUUGCGUGAUCCUGCAAAGCUCUUAGCCUCCCGGCCCAAGUUUCCUCUUAUUCCCCUGACCCCUCCACUCGGGGAAGAAAAGAAAAAACCUCGAGAUUAUUCUCUCAAGACAUGCUUAUGCUGAUGCUUAUCAGCAUCAGGAGAUGCACUUGCUACAAGAGUGAGGCAGCAGCUAGCUCGCUUUAACGCUUUCCUGAAUCAGCACACUCCUACUUGCAGCUAGAGCUGAGCAAGCCAAAGCUUUUUAUCACUCUUGGUGGUGUUCUUAGUAGAGCUUUUCGCAAAGAUUGUGCCAUGGAUCUUUGGCGAGUUCAUUGCUUGGGUUGGCUCCUUGUUCUACUCCUCUUCAGCCAUGCUGCAGGGGGAGGAGGAGCAGAGCAGGUAGCAACACAAGCGCAUCACGACGCGUCGCGGCGGCUCUCCGCGCAGGUGGCGCACGGCACGCCGGAGCGGGACGUGACCUCGCCGCUCGCCACUGUCCCGGUGGAUAACCCGGCGGCGAACCCCACCGUGACGUCGACGACGAACCCGGCGGCAAUGCCGGGGACGCAGACGACGCCGUCGCUGGCGAACCCGGUGGCCGCGGGCGGCGGCGGCGGCGGCGGAGGCGGGAGCUGGUGCGUGGCGAGCCCGAGCGCGAGCACGGCGGCGCUGCAGGUGGCGCUGGACUACGCGUGCGGGCAGGGCGGCGUGGACUGCUCCGCCAUCCAGUCCGGCGGCGGCUGCUUCAACCCCAACACCGUUCGCGACCACGCGUCGUUCGCCUUCAACAGCUACUACCAGAAGAACCCCGUCCAGACCAGCUGCGACUUCGCCGGCACCGCCAUCCUCACCAGCACCGAUCCCAAUCCAUUCACCUCUCGUUGCAAUUCUGCAGGCUCCUCAUCGUGCAAGUACCCAUCGACGAGCACCGGUGCUUCGGUUCUGAACACGUCGACGCCGACGAACCCAGCUUUCGGUGGCUACGACAACUCUCCUCCUGGAUUCGGCAACAACUCCCCUCCGCUGUACGGGUCCAUGUCGCCUCCGGGUUACAACGACAACAUCGGCGCCGCCGCGGCCAUGGCCGGCAGCAAGGAAACACUCCUGUCGCUGGCGUGCGUCGUCGCAACGGUUUCUCUGAACCUGUACAAGUGAGAAUCCAAGCUGCUGUUUCACGAUUCAAAUCUGUAGAAACUGCACGGCUUUGGUGGAUGUUUUGGUACUCGCACAGUUGCCCUGAUGCAAGCAGAAAGCAGAGAAAUGAAUGUGCAGAAUAUGUUUUGGUCAGAUGAGCUAGGAGAAGCAGGCCGGCAAGAUUGAUAGAUAGAUCGACUUCUCCUAGCUGUAGAAAUAGUAGCAUGUGGUGCUGUAUGUAGUUACUAGUAGUAAUCAGUAAGAACAUUGAGCUGAACUUUUGCGUUCACCUACAUAUAGAAACAAUUCCUCUACUCA